UCCCGCGUCCCUCCCCGAGCCAUUGGGAUGACUUGGGCAGCCCCCAAAGGUCCUUUUAACAGCCCCCAAAGUGAGGCGACAGGAGGGUAAGGAAGGGUGAGGACUGGAGUGCGGGAUUUGAGGGGCAGGGACAGACGGCGUUGGGAGAGCUUUUUCCAGAAACUAUCCGGAACCCAUCUCGGUUUCUGAGACCGCCCCAAAGGAUUUCUUAGAGAAGGCACCCCAGCAAUCGGUUUUCUAGUCUACUUUGCUCUUCCUCUCCCGGUGCUGAGAUUCACGUACCGCGUGCUCUGAAGGCGGCCACACACCCCAGCAACCAGCCUCGGGGCCUCGCUGCCGCCCGCCCUCCCGCGGAGGGGAGCGGCCCUACCCCCGCUUUCUGGGGCGUCAGUCCUAAGAGGGCGCCUACGUGCAGUGCGCCUGGACCCUCUCGUGACGCUCCCUGUAGAGUGGGGUGAAAGUCUGGGGAGAAUCGCCCUGCCACUGGCAAGAACAGAAUUUCCCGUUGCCUUCGUCUGCAUCUCCUUUUUUAAGGUCUUGAUUUCCCCCGUGCACCCCCGAGUCGGCUGCAGCACCGGCCCUUGGAGCUUGAAGAGCCCCGAACUGCCUCGCGCUCUGGUCGAUGCCCAGGGAGUGGGUUCCACCUUGCCAGAGACGAUUUUAAACUGCUACCCGCAAUUCACACGACAUCCGACACCGGCAGCCCAGCCCACGCAGUGCCCGCCAGAGGCGAAACAGGGUCUCCUCUGUGUUUGUGUGCAGUGGGUGGAGAUCAGCUUCCUGACCGUGACCUGUCUCUGGUGGAGUAAGAAGAAUCAAGCCAAGAGGGUUGGUUCAUGGUUGCCCGACAUCCCACCACCCUCUUCCAGCUAAUCAAAAGAUUAUGUCUACUUUGAGAAUUCCUCCAGCAACCCAUACCUAAUCAGAAGGAUAGAAGAACUCAACAAGACUGCAACUGGCAACGUGGAAGCAAAAGUAGUGUGCUUUUAUAGACGACGAGAUAUUUCCAACACACUUAUAAUGCUUGCAGACAAGCAUGCUAAAGAAAUUGAGGAAGAAUCUGAAACAACAGUUGAGGCUGACUUGACUGAUAAACAGAAACAUCAGUUGAAACACAGGGAACUCUUUUUAUCACGCCAGUAUGAAUCUCUGCCUGCAACACAUAUCAGGGGAAAAUGCAGUGUUGCCCUUCUGAAUGAGACAGAGUCAGUAUUGUCAUAUCUUGAUAAAGAGGAUACCUUUUUCUAUUCAUUGGUCUAUGACCCUUCGGUGAAAACACUAUUAGCUGACAAAGGUGAAAUUAGAGUGGGACCUAGAUAUCAAGCAGACAUUCCAGAAAUGCUCUUAGAAGGAGAAUCAGAUGAGAGGGAACAGUCAAAAUUGGAAGUUAAAGUUUGGGACCCAGAUAGCCCACUUACAGAUCGACAGAUUGACCAGUUUUUAGUUGUAGCACGGGCUGUUGGAACAUUUGCUCGAGCCCUUGAUUGCAGCAGUUCUGUAAGGCAGCCUAGUUUGCACAUGAGCGCAGCUGCAGCUUCUCGAGACAUCACCCUGUUUCAUGCUAUGGAUACGUUGUAUAGACACAGCUAUGAUUUGAGCAGUGCGAUUAGUGUCUUAGUACCACUUGGAGGACCUGUUUUAUGCAGAGAUGAAAUGGAAGAAUGGUCGGCCUCUGAAGCUAGUUUAUUUGAAGAGGCACUGGAAAAGUAUGGCAAAGACUUCAAUGACAUACGUCAAGACUUUCUCCCUUGGAAAUCAUUGACUAGCAUCAUUGAAUAUUAUUACAUGUGGAAAACUACUGACAGAUAUGUGCAGCAGAAACGUCUAAAAGCAGCAGAAGCUGAAAGUAAACUGAAACAAGUUUAUAUCCCGACUUACAGCAAACCAAAUCCCAACCAAAUAUCCACCAGCAAUGGCAAACCUGGUGCUGUGAAUGGAGCUGUGGGGACCACAUUCCAGCCACAGAAUCCUCUCUUAGGGCGAGCCUGUGAGAGCUGCUAUGCUACACAGUCUCAUCAGUGGUAUUCUUGGGGCCCACCUAACAUGCAAUGUAGAUUGUGUGCAACCUGUUGGCUCUAUUGGAAAAAAUAUGGAGGCCUGAAGAUGCCCACCCAGUCAGAGGAGGAGAAGUUAUCUCCCAGCCCAGCUGCAGAGGACCCCCGUGUUAGAAGUCACAUGUCUCGCCAGGCCAUGCAGGGGAUGCCGGUCCGAAAUACUGGGAGCCCGAAGUCUGCGGUGAAGACCCGCCAAGCUUUCUUCCUUCACACUACAUAUUUCACAAAAUUUGCUCGUCAGGUCUGCAAAAAUACCCUCCGGCUGCGGCAGGCAGCAAGACGGCCGUUUGUUCCUAUUAAUUAUGCUGCCAUUAGGGCAGAAUAUGCAGACAGACAUGCCGAACUAUCUGGAAGUCCACUGAAAAGCAAAAGCACUAGGAAACCUUUGGCAUGUAUCAUUGGGUAUUUAGAAAUCCAUCCUUCGAAGAAACCUAACGUAAUUCGAUCUACACCAAGCCUGCAAACCCCAACUACCAAGCGGAUGCUAACCACCCCGAAUCACACGUCUCUGAGCAUUUUGGGGAAAAGAAACUACAGUCAUCACAAUGGCCUGGAUGAACUCACAUGCUGCGUGUCAGACUGAGCUCUUCUGUUUCAUCCUACAAUCCAAGACUUGCUACACUGUCCUGCUGAUGUUCACAGCCGUGCCUGGGAAAGAGGCAGCCCCAUUCCCAGUACAUUUCAGGGAGACCUCCGCGUGCGCCCCAUGGAGCCUCGAUGGGGCAGGGCAAGGAACUGUAGGAGUGCACAUUCCCAAAGCCAUGUCCCAUGUGUGAAUCAGUGUCACUUCGCUUUCCUCUCAGAGACCUCGCUCUCCAGAGCGGGACCUGCCUGAGAACUGAGGUGAUGAGGGAGCCACUUCACCUCCUCCCUUCUUCCACACUCCGCUCCCGGGCACAGCAGCUCCUCGGGACAGUGGGGCUGCUGCCCUGCAUGUGUCAGCUCCGCUCUGUUGGAAGCUGUAUGAGUGUGUCCAGCAGGGACAUGGCAUCUUCCUGAAUGGUUUUUCUUAAGAAAUGUGCCAGUGUUUAUGCAGUUCAUGAUAUUUCCCCCCGUCCUUGCUGUUAUUGUCACUUAGCUUUUUCUCAAUAGGCUUCACACUUAUAUUUUUUAAUGGGGAAAUUUUGCUCUUCACCCCCUGCAUUCCAUUUGACUCCCCCCUCCCCCUCCAAGGUACAGAAGUACCUGAGGUUCUGAGAAAAGAUGACAAAAUCGUCUUUAGUAAGCCUGUGAGCUCUUCGUAUCAUCUGUAUUUUGUCAUUGAAGAGAGGCUGGUGUUCUACUUGGUUCUGCUUGGUCCCAGACAGCUCCAGCAAGAACGAUUCUUAAAACGGAGCUGAUCGAGUGUGUCACUGUGACAAGCCAUUUGCAUACUGUCCUGUUCCCUUACAGCCAGAUCAGUGGAUGAGGAGCUGCAGCCAGGUUGGCCCUUCAAUGAGUCACAGACCACCCAGGUUUAUUCUAAGCAGAUGGAAUCUGUUGGGCUUAGGAGGGUGAGGUGAGAGAACUGUGUUUGCUGGUGAGUCUGUGUAUACGACACCAUGAGCCCCCUCCCUCCUCUGGCCCAAACGUUUCCGUGAGCACGUGUGCCUAGGCCCCGGGAGACCCGCCUGCCACCCGGUUUCCACUGACUUGAGCUCUUCCUGUCUGCCCUCAGCACCAGCCCUUGCUGGCGUCACAGGCAGGCCGCUCUGCACUCUGUGCACACAGCUGCAGGGAUAGGAUAACUUUGUGCCCUAUUGGCCCCCUGAGCAGAUUGAGUCUAGCCACUCCCCUGCCCUCCAUGUGCAGGCACAGAAUCACAGCACCGUGAAAGACAACUGGAGUCUGGCCUCCCAGCCAUCCCCAGGGUCUGUGGCUGGGAGGCAGCUGGCUGGCUGAUAGUAGGUGCCCCAAACAGCCAGGUGGUUGCAUGACAGAGUGGCUACAAUUGAGCUGACCCCCCAGGCAGAGUGAGGUAUCACUAAAAUGACAGUGACACUCUGCAUGUCCAGAUCCUCAGAGGCUGGGUUCAGCUCAGCAAGGAGAAUGCGAUGUUUGAUGGCUGAAGGCGAUGCUCGGAGCUCGAGCUGCCUUUUCCUUUUCCAGUUUUGCAGUCAUCGUGGCUUCCCUUCUGAGGAGGAGUUGGUUCUCAUCUUAGGCUUUUGCGGGGGUGCCCUGGGGAUGUUCUCAUCACUGCCAACUCUUGGAGCUGUUCUAGGUCUUGGCUUGGGGCCUUGAGGGUGGGCCUGUGUCAGAGGUGCUCAGCGAGCCGGGUGGAGGCAGUGGAGGUGGCAGGCAUUGUCCUCAGGGUUCUCCACAGAGAAGACCCUUCAGAAAGACCCAGGGAGAGGAGGCAACUGGCUCUCCAUGUCACACGCCACGUGUUGUGUUCUUUUCUAAAGAAAGAGACACAGCAAAGCUGUCUCUCUUUGCCUGUGUCCUGGAUUUUUUGUUGCACAUGGAUGUAGAAGGUGGAAUGUUUUCUACCCUUUCAUGUUCUCCUAACCCACGUGGAACCAUGGCUGUUGAUUAGAGAAACCGUUAGCUGCCCAUGACCCUGCUGCCAGCUCCGUUCCCUCUGCCUGUUGAGAGAGGCCCUCCUCGCCCAGGCCCAGGAGAUUUGGAGACUGGGGCCAGGCCAGGUCUGAAGGAAGAGGAGGGAAGCCCACCCCAGUUCCAGUUCACAGGAAGCUUUGGGGCAAGCGCAGCUCGUUUUGAGCCACAUGUGCCCAGAAAGCUCUUCCUUCACUUUGCAGUCAGAGCUACUGUAGCCCAUCCUCCUACACGGAGGAUGUUGACGAAGAUCUGCUCUCACUUCAUCUCUGGAAAGUCCCCCAGCAUUCGGAUUGGAUGCUCCAGGAAAUGGAGGAAGGACAGCAGGGAGCCGCUAACGUUUGCCUUUGCUGUUCUGAGCAGCUGGUGCUGAGAGCCGCCUUCUUUCUGGGGCCAUGGUGUUCCUACUGUUUGUAGUGGCAUGUCACCAUUGUGCAGUGAGCUUGUGGGGUGGACAUGCAGAGUCUGUCCGCACGGCCCACAGCAGACGUGCCCAGUGGCGCUGUGCCGAGCCUGGUCUGUGCUCCCUUGGAUGAGGACACAGAAGCUCUUCAAGUUGACUUCCCUCUCCUUCUCCAUCAUCGCCCGCCUACCCCUAGCAGUGGUGCAAAAGAGGAGGACAGACUGGUUUUUUUGCACGCCUCUCACAAUUCCACCUUGCCCACAGCCCAGUUUCUAUCAGUCAGCAUCCAACCAGGAAAACAGAGGCCACUCUAAGCAUUUAAAACAGAGGGGUUUUAAUCCAGAGACUUGUUUAACACAGAAACAGAAGAACUGAGAGGUCAAACAGCGAGCGAGGGACAACCCAGAGAUGGGGAACAACAGCAAAAAGCUGCCAUCACCCGAUGCUAGUGGGACAGAGGGGAGAGUCCAUGUUACUAGAGCUGGGGACCAGGCCAUCUGGGAGGAACCUGGGACCACAGGGGGCCUGUCUGGUGGAGCUGGAGCCGCCAGGAGGCAGGAGCCCUGCCAGAAACAAUCCCCUAGGCAGAGAAGGGAGAGAAAUUGCCUGGCUUCUCCCUUCCUCGUGCCCUCCAGAUUCCUGCAGGUGCCUCUUGUUAGCUAAACCCAGCUGGAAGCCAGCUGACCUGGGAGCUGGGGGCAGGCGGCCUGCCGUGGUCAGCUCUCCACCACUCAGAGCAGAGCAGGGGAAGACGAGGAGCAGUCUGAGGGCAAGCAGGCCCAGGACGUGUCUGACCUUGGUCUGCUCUGUGUCAUGUCCAGCCUGGUGUUUAUGCCCCUUGCUGUCCUAAGACCUGGUAGAGGUAGACAGAGGAGCUGCCCCCGUGGGGUCUGGUGGACUCCCUUUCACUCUGCCUAGAGAGGAAAGUGCUUUUGGGAGGGAGGGGGAAAGCCUUUAUUCUCAAGAGUUGUCCUUGUUUUCCUUUGGGGGAAUUUACUCAUUUAGCAGCCCCACCUCACCAUUCCCCUCAGGAAAGCCAUGUCCCAGUUUACUGUGCACCCUUCCCCAUUCCUCUCGCCCCAGUUUCUGGUUUUCCCUGCCAGAGAACACUAACCCAGACCAUGCAUCAGUGGUCAUGAGUCUUUCCCCAGGAUAAUUCAUUCAGAGCGUGAUAUUACAGUGUGGACUGUCUGUCUGUCAGUAGAUGCCAUCUACUAAUCAAUUUGUAUCGUGUUUCCAAUAAAUUUCUGGAAGUU
Molecule: messenger RNA, 6248 nt
Organism: Equus quagga
Lineage: Eukaryota; Metazoa; Chordata; Mammalia; Perissodactyla; Equidae
Gene: MTA3
Product: metastasis associated 1 family member 3
Exons: 18
Coding region: 1021-2637 (538 amino acids)
Biological process (GO): negative regulation of transcription by RNA polymerase II
Cellular component (GO): nucleoplasm; NuRD complex
Molecular function (GO): sequence-specific DNA binding; histone deacetylase binding; transcription corepressor activity
Source: RefSeq, a predicted model, not a curated record